AUGGCUUCGACUGGGGGAAUGUACAAGGAGUUUAUCCGGUGUAGGCAUUUUCGCGCUGCAGAGGUAGAACAUGUGAGAAGGCUGUCGCCGCUUGUAGCCGCAUGCGCGUGGACACAGGAGAUGGUGUUCGACACCUACCAUAUCUUCGACCCCUACGACGACGGCCGGACCGGUGUUGUGCGAACCGUUGCUGUCUCCCUCGCGGGCCGAUCCUCGUAUGCUACGCUGUUGCAAAGACCCUCGUCUCUCCAACAGUCACAGCUGAAGGCUGUUACGCUCAUGAAGAAGUACAACACUGACAACAAGGGUGGAAUCGACAUCCACGAGAUGAUUCUUGCUUCUUGGCUUCUCCCGGUCGUUCGCCUGUCAGAUGCUAAAGGCAUGUUCGGUGAAGACGGGGGCGAAGAUGCAUACCGCGUUUUUGUUCUGGGACCUUCGAAUCGUGUGCGUGCACGGCUGGCUUCUGUCGGCUCCGAGCUAAAAGUGGUGAAGCUGCGCGCAGAGGUGGCAUCGGCAAUUGUGGAUUACUUGACCCUGGUGGCCAGCAAGAACCUCACGAAGGUUGGCUGGGUGACAGGCCGUCUCGUCAGCGGCGAACUCCCACUGGAGUUCACCGCCGAUGUUUUCUAUGAGUUGUACAAAGCCAAGACGGAUUCCAACAACAUGUCGCCCAUCGAUGUGGGAUCUCUUAUCAUCAACUACACCUUGCACGAAAACCCGGCUCAGGUCAUUGCUGCAGUGGACCUGAUUGCUGACCCGGCCUUCUUCGCGGGAGAGGGCUUCGAUAUCACCAUCGCAGAUGAAACUGUUAGCCAGGUAGUCUCCUGGAUUGAGAUGUCCGACUGGGGCAAGGCCGCGCUGCUGAAGCUGGCGAAGGUGAAGCCCAGCAACGGCCAGACUUUUGCAGAGGCCUACGACGAGGAGGUGAAAGCACGCGAAGUGAAGUACUCGACAGCAAACGGCCUUGGCUCUCCGGAAGCCAACAGCUACCACACCCAAGCCGCGCAGACUCUGAGGAACGUUCUCCUGGGUGGCCCGGCUGCCUCUUCUGGAUCCAACGACCCAGAGGCUGCCCAGGCGUCUGGAAGUGCGCAGCCCGCCAAGCCGCAGACCUUGAAGUUCGCAGCGGAGCUGAGUGUGAACGUGUCGCAAUCCGUUAAGGACUUCAACGAGCAGUGCUACCAGUACUCGGGCUCCUCCUCCAACCCUCUGGAUUCGACGUGCAACAGCAUCAACGGGAUGAUCAAGAAGACUCAGAGCUUCUUGACACUGAUGAACAACUAUGCGGGCCCUGGUGGGCCGGAAUUUAUCGAGAAGCAGGCAGAUGACUUCAUCAACGGAAGCCUCCAAGACAUGGUGCUCCUCUCCGGGGAGCUCAUCGACGAAGGUAUUGCUUCCGUCCAGUGCUCCGCCGGCAAUGCUGCGGCGUGCAAACUUAUCAGAGACACAGACUACACCAUGCAUCUCAGCGGGGCAACUACCUUCCUCACGGACACGAUGAAGGACUUGCAGAGCAGUCUGCCGCAGGUGAUCAAGGCGUUGACGACGGCGAAGAAAGAGGUGUCGACCAUCAGUGGGGUGAUCAACUCCAUCUCGCAGAUGCUUGGACUCAAAGCACCGCCGCUCAUGGACCAGAUGGGCAUGAUCUACAAAAUCGUGUGGAUCGCAUACUUCGUCUUCUUCUUCCUCUUCAGCGCAACAAUGCUCUUUUAUGGAUUCUGGGCGAACGGAUGGUUUGGUGGCCCACAGGCAGAUCUUCCGGAGUCUGAGUACCAGCCGCCGCAGACCUUCGUGGAAAGAAUCCGAACAUGCUGUGGUAGCUGCCUCGCCUGCUGCCGAAGUUGCACCUCUGGCCACCUCUGCUUCUGGUCGAUGUUGCUGCUGGCGCAGGUGAUCGUCCUCCUAAUGUUCAUCAUCUCCCUCGUAAUUUGCCUGAUCACCGGCAUCCAGGCUUUCUUUGGGGCUGGAUGCUCGAAGAUCUACCUCAUCGGCGAUGCAGAGGUAUGCUCAGCCGUGCUUGGCAUCUUCAAGGUCUUCCUUAAGACCUUCGGAUUUGAGGAGCCUAUCGAAGAUACCUGCUUUCAGAAGAACCUUCUCACCUGCAAGAUUAUCCGUGACUCCGUCUUUCACACGGCAAUCUUCGUGAUUAUCGGAGCCUUGCUGGCAUCAGUUUUCUCAUUUCAGAUGCUGCUGGACUCUGCCAUCAAGCACGAGCGCGCGCGAUGUGCUAGAAUUUGGGAGGAGGAGGGCCUCGACAAGAAGAGCCGCUUGGUCCACCCCAGACUGCCGUCCCAACCAAAAUCCGGCUCAUGA
Messenger RNA from Symbiodinium sp. CCMP2592, 2313 nucleotides. The record is from the annotation of a GenBank genome assembly. NCBI's taxonomy places the organism in Eukaryota, Dinophyceae, Suessiales, Symbiodiniaceae.